CCCACCUCUAUAUAAUCUGUGUCCAAUCCUAGAACUACGAUAAUACCUCGGUCGAAGUCCAAAAAUACUGCGAGAAUUGAGAACAUGGCUUCAUUUAUGAGGUUUUGCUUUGCCACUCUGUUUAUUUUGGUCAUAACAAGUUCUGCUCCGGCAACCACGGCGGAGGAGUUCAAGGUUGGUGGCAAUGAGGGUUGGCGACAGCCCAAUGCCAAUGAAACUGAAAUGUAUAGCCGGUGGGCUGCAACCAAGAAAUUCCACAUUGGAGAUUCUCUCCGUUUCGAGUACAAGAAUGAUACGGUGCAGGUGGUGGACAAAUGGGGAUACUAUCACUGCAACUCAAGCCACCCCAUCUCAUUCUUCCAUGACGGCAACACCGUGAUCAAACUGCAGCAACUCGGUCUGGUAUAUUUCGUGAGUGCCGACCCAGAUCACUGCAAAAACGGGCAAAGAGUGACAGUCGAGGUGAUACCGCUCCACCAGAAUUCUCAAUCACCAUCACAGUCCUCUGAUGCACCCCCUGCACCAUCACUGUUCUCUGGAGCAAGAUCAUUCUUGGUUGUGCAAGAACUGGUUUUCUUUUAUAUAGUUGCUUCUGCCUCCUUCAACAUGUAGGUAGCUUUAGAGUUGACGAUCAUUAUUGGUUGUGCAAGAACUGGUUUUAUUUCAUGUAGUUGCUUCUGCCUCCUUUAACAUGUAGGUAACUUUAUUGUUAACGGCGGCUGGCCGACUGGUUAUGUGUCAUUCAUCUAACUAAGUCAGUGUAACACCUGCAGGACUAAUUACGAAACUAUAUACCUCAGAACAGUCGAAAACGAGGCAUCCUGCUACAUAUAUGAAAUAUCCUUUUCAUGUAACAGGAGAAAUUGUGUGUUAUUUGUAUAAGCAGGAUUGCACAGCAAAUUAACACAAAAUCUUGGGCAGAAUUUGUCAAUAUGAUCAAACUCUCUUGAAUAUUUAAAGCUAAGCGCAGGGCAUCAAUGGCUUCAUCAGAUUAUGUAUUAUUAAUUGGAACAUCAACACCAGAAUUUCCGACAUUCUUGAUAAUAGUGAUGAA
This is a messenger RNA of Sesamum indicum (sesame), 1054 nucleotides long. RefSeq names its product early nodulin-like protein 7 (gene ENODL7). The record is from RefSeq and is a predicted model, not a curated record. Gene Ontology annotation, cellular component: plasma membrane. NCBI's taxonomy places the organism in Eukaryota, Viridiplantae, Streptophyta, Magnoliopsida, Lamiales, Pedaliaceae. Gene Ontology annotation, molecular function: electron transfer activity.